Parasteatoda tepidariorum (common house spider) is the source of this 1833-nucleotide messenger RNA. It is a transcript of the gene SerRS, whose product is annotated as Seryl-tRNA synthetase. Gene Ontology annotation, molecular function: ATP binding; serine-tRNA ligase activity. Lineage: Eukaryota; Metazoa; Arthropoda; Arachnida; Araneae; Theridiidae. The record is from RefSeq and is a predicted model, not a curated record. Gene Ontology annotation, biological process: seryl-tRNA aminoacylation.
AGUUUUCUAAUGAAUUGAAGUGACUUUUCUUUCGGUUUCGUUCCGUAACCACGAAGACGAAACCACGCUUGCAGUAACACAACUGAUCAAAUAAUCGUUUUGAAAUUAUUCCUCCUCAAAACUGUCUUGCUUUAUUGAUUCUUCAUAGUUACAAUUUAUUGUGAACUGGGAAUCUUAUCUCUAAAUAUGGUGCUUGACAUUGAAAGUUUUCGUGCUGACAAAGGUGGAAAUCCAGAUAAAGUGAGAGAAAAUCAAGUCAAAAGAUUCAAAGAUCCUACUCUUGUGGAUAAAGUUGUCGAAGCUGAUGACAGAUGGAGAAAGCUUCGACAUCAGUUGGACAAUUGGAAUAAAUUAAAAAAUGUCUGCAGCAAGGAAAUCGGCAAGAAAAUGAAAGCGAAGGAGCCAGUUGGUGAUAGUGAUAGCCUUCCUGAAAAUAUUACAUCAGAUUUGAGUGCUGUUGCUUCUGAUGCUCUUCAAGCUCUUACAGUAACACAAAUCAAGAAAGUUAGUUCUUUGAUGGACGAAGAAAUCAUCAAAUGUAAUCAGGAACUCGUUAAAUUUGAGCUGUUGCGCACUGAUUGUUUGAAAGAGAUUGCAAAUUGGUUGCACGAAUCUGUGCCUGUUAGUAAUGAUGAAGAGCAAAAUGUUGUUGUAAGAACUUGGGGUGAUGUGACCGCAAAGAAAAAAUAUUCCCAUGUUGAUUUAAUUACAAUGAUUGAUGGAGUUGAUAGCGAUAGGGGAUCUGUUACUGCAGGUGGUAGAGGCUAUUAUUUAAUGAAUGCUGCUGUUUUUCUGGAGCAUGCACUUAUACAGCUAGCUCUCCGCAUGCUGCAUGAAAAAAAGUACAAGCCAUUGUACACGCCUUUUUUUGUACGUAAAGAAAUCAUGCAAGAAGUGGCUCAGUUAAGCCAAUUUGAUGACGAACUGUACAAAGUAAUUUGCAAAAGCAGCGAAAAAGGAGAUGCAGUUGAUGAAAAAUAUCUGAUUGCAACUUCAGAACAGCCUAUAGCUGCAUUCCAUCGUGAUGAGUGGAUUCCUAUUGAAAACUUACCAAUUCGUUAUGCUGGCAUAUCCACUUGUUUUCGUCAAGAAGUCGGCUCACAUGGACGAGAUACCAGAGGUAUCUUUCGAGUUCACCAGUUUGAGAAAGUGGAACAGUUUUGCAUAACUUCUCCACAUGAUAAUAAGUCGUGGGAGAUGUUUGAUGAAAUGCUUGCGAAUGCGGAAGAAUUUUGUCAAGUGCUGGAAAUACCAUAUAGAGUGGUAAAUAUCGUGUCUGGUGAAUUAAAUAAUGCAGCUUCAAAGAAACAUGAUGUUGAAGCUUGGUUUCCCGGUUCAGGUGCCUUUAGAGAGCUUGUGUCUUGUUCUAAUUGUUUGGAUUAUCAAUCCAGGCGAUUGCAAGUUCGCUAUGGUCAAACUAAAAAGAUGAAUGCUCAGGUAGACUAUGUUCAUAUGCUUAAUGCGACUAUGUGUGCUACAACUAGAGUCAUUUGCGUAAUUCUUGAGAAUAAUCAAACAGAAACUGGUGUUAUUGUUCCAAAAGCUUUGAGACCAUUUAUGCCUCCUAGUAUGCAAGAUGAGAUUCCAUUUGUCAAAACAGCACCUAUUGAUGAAGCAGAAACUAAAAAACAGAAAAAACACAAAGAAGGAAUGAAAAUUAAAACUCAAGGAAGUUAAACUUUCUUCAAAAAAUAAGCUUUGCUUAAUUUAAAGUUAAUGCAGUUGCUUCUUUCUAGAUUUUUUUCGAAUUAUCUAACUAUUUAUAAAUGACAUAUGAGCAACAUAAUGAUAUAAGCCAUGUUUCAAUCUUCAAUAAAUUAUUAUAUCAGUUAA